ACAUUAUUGCCAUUUUCAUUUAAGUCCUUUUGUUUUUCCAUUUCUCUCUCUCUCUCUCCAUUCCUUCUUUGUAAUAUUUAGCUUUGCAAAAAAAGAUCAUCAUUUUCUCCUUCUUCUUGAAAAGAAAAGCGAAAGAAAAAAGGGAUUACUUUGAUCGGUUUAUUGGGAUUUGGCCGGAAAAGAAGAAAUGACUUCCAUGUUAGAAACUGAUCUUUGUCUUGGACUGCCGGGUGGCGGCGGCGGCGGCGGCGGCGGUGGGGGAGCUGAUCAAACUGAGUCCAUGAAGAUCAAUGGAAAGAGAGGCUUUUCAGAAACUGUUGAUCUUAAGCUUAACCUUCAAGCUAAGGAGUCUUCUUCCAUGGAUCUGAAGGAAAAGAUGAAACCAGCUUCUGAAACUACCAACAAGGAUUCUGCCAAGCCACCUGCCAAGGCACAAGUGGUGGGAUGGCCACCAGUGAGAUCAUUUAGGAAGAACAUCAUCAUGGCUCAAAAGAACACCACUGAGGAGAAUACUACUGAGAAGAAGAUGGCUUCUGAGAAAGCAUCAGCAUCAGCAGCCAAUAUUGGAGCUGCAUUUGUUAAGGUUUCCAUGGAUGGAGCACCUUACCUUCGUAAGGUUGACUUGAAGAUGUACAAAUCUUACCAAGAACUCUCUGAUGCUUUGGCCAAAAUGUUCAGCUCUUUUACUAUGGGUAACUAUGGGCCCCAGGGAAUGAUCGAUUUCAUGAAUGAAAGCAAGCUAAUGGAUCUCUUGAACAGCUCUGAAUAUGUGCCCACUUAUGAAGAUAAGGAUGGUGAUUGGAUGCUUGUGGGAGAUGUUCCAUGGGAGAUGUUUGUAGAUUCAUGCAAGCGAUUGCGCAUAAUGAAAGGAUCAGAGGCUAUUGGACUUGCACCAAGGGCCAUGGAGAAAUGCAAGAGCAGGUGCUGAAGGGGAUCGAAACACAAGCACAUCAGCUUGCUGUUUCAAACUGUUGUUAUAGCUAAAAACUUGAAGCAGAAGAAUUGAUGAUGAAGAAGCAGGAUGUUGUUGUUUGUUUGAUCAAGUGUCUUUUUUUUUGUGGGUUUUUUUUCCCCUUAAUUUUCUACCUUUUUUUUUUAAAGAAAAAAAUAGUAUAUAGAUAUUAAAGAUCUGUGGAAAUUUGUAAUGGACAAGAAGCAAUAAACUAUACACCUCCUCUCUCGCUAUCUGUCUGUGGCUUGGUUUUUUAAUUAUUACUAAUAAUAAUCAACUGUUUGUGCUGUUGUUGUUUGUUUUUUUGGUGUUGUUGCUCUCUUGUCCUUGCUGUCACAGUUGUUUGAGUGUGUGUGUGUAUGUGUGUGUUUAUAUUUUUUUUCCUUUUUGGAAAAAGAAAAGAACACUUAAACAAUUUAUUUUUAAUUUUUAAUUUUUUUUUCCUCCUUCUUAAUUAUGAGAUUCUUGGGAUCAUGUAUUUCUAUCUUUCUUUAUCAUUGUAGUCAUGUGUAUCAUCAUAAUUUUAUUGAUUUUUAUUAAUGUGUACGAUUAACUCAAAAGGGGAACAACACCAUGUGCUGCUUCAUGGAGGCAUUCCCUUCAUAACCAGUUAUAUAUAUAUAUAUAUAUAUAUA
Molecule: messenger RNA, 1587 nt
Organism: Oldenlandia corymbosa var. corymbosa
Lineage: Eukaryota; Viridiplantae; Streptophyta; Magnoliopsida; Gentianales; Rubiaceae
Source: the annotation of a GenBank genome assembly